Molecule: messenger RNA, 2459 nt
Organism: Lepidothrix coronata (blue-crowned manakin)
Lineage: Eukaryota; Metazoa; Chordata; Aves; Passeriformes; Pipridae
Product: zinc finger protein 664-like
Exons: 1
Coding region: 37-1425 (462 amino acids)
Source: RefSeq, a predicted model, not a curated record
UUUGGGCGGGUGUUGUGCUGGCUCUGUCAGCCGAGCAUGGCCCCGGCUGCAGGACAACCCCGCUGGCGCCGCCGUCCUGCCGGGGCCGGAGUUGGGGGGAUGUCCUUGGCCUUCCCUGUGGGCCGGAGGCAAAUCCCCUCCCUGUCCUUCUUGCUUCCUGCCCCAGGCCCCGAGCUGAGGACGGAGAGCCCGGAGGACAAAUCCCCCUGUGAGACCCUGGUGGGAGAGGCCGUUUUGAAGGGUUCCACGGCACAGGAAGGCAGAGGGGAGGGAAAGGGCCGGAGAUCCCCCCGCAGGAGGGGCUCCAAAGCCAGCCCAGGGUGCUCUGAGAAGGAAAGACCCAGCCUGUGCCAGGAAGGCGACCGGAGCUUGAGGCGGAGCUCUGACCUGGUGGUCCCUGAACAACCUCCCAGCAGGGAAAGGCCCUUCAAGUGCUUGGAAUGUGGGAAGAGCUUCAGGCAGAGCUCCAGCCUCCUCACCCACCAGCACAUCCACUCUGGGGAACGGCCCUACACUUGUGGGGAAUGUGGGAAGAGCUUCAGUGACAGGUCCACUCUCCACACCCACCAGCGCAUCCACACUGGGGAACGGCCCUACACGUGUGAGGAAUGUGGGAAGAGCUUCGGGAACAGCUCCCACCUCCGCACCCACCAGCGCAUUCACACUGAGGAACGGCCUUACACGUGUGGGGAAUGUGGGAAGAGUUUCAGGCACAGCUCCACCCUUCGCACCCACCAGCGCAUCCACACCGGGGAACUGCCCUACAAGUGUGGGGAAUGUGGGAAGAGUUUCAACCAGAGCUCUGGCCUCCGCACCCACCGGCGCAUCCACACCAGGGAGAGGCCCUACAAGUGUGGGGAAUGUGGGAAGAGCUUCAGCCAAAGCUCUGGCCUCUACACCCACCAGCGCAUCCACACUGGGGAACAGCCCUACAAGUGCUCAGAAUGUGGGAAGAGGUUUAAAAUCAGCGCACAUCUCCUCCAGCAUGAGCGGACACACACUGAUGAGAGGCCCUUCCGCUGCACUGACUGCGGGAAGGGCUUCAGGCAGAACUCCACCCUUAUCUCCCACCGGCACAUCCACACUGGAGAGAGGCCCUACAAGUGUGGGGAGUGUGGGAAAAGCUUCACCCACAGCUCCAACCUCCGCAUCCACCAGCGCAUCCACACCAGGGAACGGCCAUACAAGUGUGGGGAGUGUGGGAAGAGGUUUCAGACUAGCUCAGAUCUCCUUGUGCAUGAACGGACACACACCGAUGAGAGGCCCUUCCGCUGCACCGACUGCGGGAAGGGCUUCAGCCAGAACUCCCACCUUGUCACCCACCAGCGCAUCCACACCGGGGAAAGGCCCUACAAGUGUGAGGAGUGUGGGAAGAGUUUCGCCCAGAGUGGACACUUGACCAAACACCAACGGACCCACCAGUAAGUGAAGCCCUAUCAGUGCCCCGACUGCGGGAAGAGCUUCGGCCGCUGCUUCCACCCCGAAUGAAGCCCCUGAUGCUAAGGCAACCCCUGGAGCCCAGUUACUGUCAGUCCAUCCCUUUCGACCACAAAGGGCCAGUCCCCUUUCCCAGGGGCAGCUUCUUCCAACAGAACCCUUCUUGGGGGUUGUGUGGAAAUUCCUGCCUUUCCAGGGUCCUGGAAAUUCCUGGGGACCCCCCAAGGUCACUCCUGGAGGUUGAGAGCAGAGAUCUCCCCACCAACGCUGGUCUGGGGGAGUUCCAUUCAUCUCUAAUUAAGAAUUAUUGCUUUUGUGCCGGCUUUAGUAGAAUUGCUUCAACAAUUGCUUUAGUGUAGAGCACUAUCCUAUCUUAUCCUGUACUCUUGGUAGUUUUGGUGUUUCUGUUGUGCAGUAAAUAAUUCUGAUUAAGAUCUUUUCUCUCAUCACUUAUAACUGAUGCCUUAAGCCUCUAUUAGCUUUUAUUUUUCUAAUUUUUGUAAGCCUUAUAAGUUUUAUAAGUAGUAGAAGUAGAUUUUAAAAGCAGCAGCCCUCACUCCCUUUCCCUGUAGUACAAGUAGUUUACACAUUCCUUAGCCCUCUUACCCCAUUCUAUGCUCCCCAUAUCAAAUAUACCCCUGAAUUCAGUGGCAGUGUUUAGUCUCUUAUCAAGGCAAGGCCUAUGCUGUUUAGAGAACACCCAUAUCAGGGCCUGAAUAACAAAACAGAGUCAAGAACUAGGUGACUAUGUACCCCUUGUGCUCUGAAGAUGGUGAAGAUGAUGAAGGAAAGGCCCCCAGACCCAAUUCUCAGGGGGUGGACCUGGGGCAGAUCAGAGCAAAGGCUACAGGGUGGACAUACUUGGGAUUGGACGGAUGGUGUUAUAAAAUCUAACAUCUCGGGCACAGAGGCGCACGGGUCUUGUAACACCUAUUGCCUUGGCACAAUUAAACCCUUUCCUUAUCUCACCCCUAAUUAACUGCUCCUGAGUUAUUUUUUAGCAUCAACAUUUCACGGCAUCA